This is a messenger RNA of Cadophora gregata, 1533 nucleotides long. It is a transcript of the gene LPD1, whose product is annotated as dihydrolipoamide dehydrogenase precursor. Gene Ontology annotation, cellular component: mitochondrion; oxoglutarate dehydrogenase complex. The transcript has 5 exons. The coding region runs from base 1 to 1533 and encodes 510 amino acids. NCBI's taxonomy places the organism in Eukaryota, Fungi, Ascomycota, Leotiomycetes, Helotiales, Ploettnerulaceae. Gene Ontology annotation, molecular function: flavin adenine dinucleotide binding; dihydrolipoyl dehydrogenase (NADH) activity. The record is from RefSeq and is a predicted model, not a curated record.
AUGCUCCGAAGCUUAGUAUCGCCACGGGCGGCUGCCAGGUCAGCUUUCAAGCAAUCUUCAUCCCUUCCCACAGUUGUCGCCCCUACAUCAAUUGCACGAUGGUCGAAACGAGGAUAUGCCACAGAGGCUGAGGAAAAGGAUUUGGUCAUCAUUGGUGGAGGUGUUGCCGGAUACGUCGCAGCUAUAAAAGCUGGCCAGGAAGGCAUGAAGGUCACAUGUAUCGAGAAGCGUGGCACAUUGGGUGGAACCUGUCUGAAUGUUGGUUGUAUCCCUUCGAAAGCUCUCCUCAACAACUCGCAUCUCUACCACCAGAUUCUCCACGAUACGAAAGCCCGUGGUAUCGAAGUUGGCGAUGUCAAACUCAACCUGGCACAAAUGAUGAAGUCAAAAGACACUGCCGUCUCGGGCUUGACAAAAGGCGUGGAGUUUCUGUUCAAGAAGAACAAUGUCGAAUACAUUAAGGGCACGGCAGCUUUCGCGGGCGAGCACGAAAUCAAGGUCAACCUGACCGAGGGUGGAGAAACAACCGUUGUGGGCAAGAACAUCCUCAUCGCCACCGGCAGUGAAGCUACGCCAUUCCCGGGGCUUGACAUCGACGAGAAGAGAAUCAUCACAAGCACUGGUGCUAUUGCCCUGGAGAAAGUCCCGGAAAGCAUGAUUGUCAUUGGUGGAGGUAUCAUUGGUCUUGAGAUGGGAUCUGUUUGGUCGAGAUUGGGUACCAAGGUCACCGUUGUUGAAUUUCUGGGGCAAAUCGGUGGCCCAGGAAUGGACGCUGAGGUCGCGAAGUCUGCGCAAAAGAUCUUGAAGAAGCAAGGCAUCGACUUCAAGCUGAACACCAAGGUCAUGGGUGGUGAUCCAAGUGGCGAGAAGAUCAAGCUCGAGGUAGAGGCUGCCAAGGGAGGCAAGAAUGAGACUCUCGAGGCGGACGUUGUUCUGGUAGCCAUCGGACGUAGACCAUACACUGCUGGUCUUGGAUUGGAAAACAUUGGUCUUGAGACUGAUGAUAAGGGAAGACUUGUUAUUGACCAGGAAUACCGAACCAAAAUCCCGCAUAUCCGCGUUGUUGGUGACUGCACUUUCGGUCCUAUGCUUGCCCACAAGGCGGAAGAAGAGGCCGUUGCCGUUGUUGAGUACAUCAAGAAGGGACACGGACACGUCAACUAUGGUGCUAUCCCAUCCGUCAUGUACACACAUCCCGAGGUUGCAUGGGUGGGCCAGAACGAGCAAGAAGUCAAGGCUUCAGGAGUCAAGUACAAGGUCGGCACAUUCCCAUUCUCUGCCAACUCGAGAGCGAAGACCAACCUCGACACUGAGGGCUUCGUCAAGAUGAUCGCCGAUGCCGAGACUGAUAGAAUCCUUGGCAUUCACAUCAUUGGACCCAAUGCUGGAGAGAUGAUCGCUGAGGGGACCCUUGCAAUCGAAUACGGUGCUUCGAGUGAGGAUAUCGGACGUACGAGUCACGCACAUCCAACUCUGGCAGAGGCAUUCAAGGAGGCUGCUAUGGCGACGUACGGCAAGGCAAUUCAUUAUUGA